Vigna radiata var. radiata (mung bean) is the source of this 1019-nucleotide messenger RNA. RefSeq lists its product as uncharacterized. Bases 278 to 952 code for a protein of 224 amino acids. The transcript has a single exon. The record is from RefSeq and is a predicted model, not a curated record. NCBI's taxonomy places the organism in Eukaryota, Viridiplantae, Streptophyta, Magnoliopsida, Fabales, Fabaceae.
UUUCAUUUUUGUCCAAAACUAACGUUUUCUCCUUCACAAAUACGAAUAUUAAACAAAAAAAUAAAAGAAAUCAUACAUUAAUAAGAAAAUGUCUCAAAUCCAAAACGUGGAAAUGAUUGGUUGAGUUCUUCUCGUGAUUUCAAGGUUCAGCAAGGGCAAAAUGGUCAUCAAGGGCAUGACAUAAUUAUAUAGGAUAUCUUAUCUACCAUGUCUUGACAGUUUCUGCUAAUACAAUUCUAAAGGCUCAGCUGAUUUUCCAAAGCUAUCACCACUCCUCAUGGAUGCAGAGGAAGUCUUGAACCUCUUUGAUUCAUGCUGGUUUGGGUACAAAACUUCGAAGGAACGCACAAGUUCAUCAACACCGACAAAUUCUCAUGAAAAUUCAGAUCAUGAAAUAAAAGAAGAACCAUCAGAACCAAUGCUUUUGCGCUUCCAAAGCACUCACAACAGGUCCAUGAGCGACCAGUUGAGUUCCAUGACAUGUUUCAACGAUGAUUCUCUUUCCCCAGACUCAGUCUUUUCGCCAAAGCUUCAAACCAUUCUCUCGGGAAAAGAUGUCACAGACUCAGACGUACAGGUGCAGCAUGAAGUGUUGCCUAAGAAGAGGGAAAGGAAGAAGAAAAGGCAAAGCAAGAGUUUGUCAGACCUUGAAUUUGAGGAGUUAAAAGGGUUCAUGGAUCUGGGGUUUGUUUUCUCAGAGGAAGAUAAAGACUCUAGUUUGGCUUCAAUCAUUCCUGGCUUGCAAAGGUUAGGGAAGAGUGACGAGGAAGAAGAGGAUUGUGAUGGGUCUGCAGUACAAAGACCUUACCUUUCGGAAGCGUGGAAGGUUCAAGAAAAAAGUAAGAAAGAGAACUCUCUCGUGAAUUGGAAAAUUCCUGCCCUGAACAAUGAAAUUGACAUAAAAGAUAGUCUCAGGUGGUGGGCUCAUACUGUUGCUUCCACUGUUAGAUGAUCAAGUUUUGUAAUUCCAGUUUUUCUUGUACUACAUAUUUUGCUUAUAUCUCAGAAAUUUUGUUUAA